AUGUGCCAAAAUGUCACGAAGACGAACUUCGUACGGAGUGAGAACGAAAGUUCUCGUCCUUCGCUUCGUUAUGUCACGAAUACCACCAAGGCCGUGGUCUCCGAGCGUGGCAAAGCUCCUGUAAAAGUAAGGGAUGUUCCGAAAGCAGCAUCAAAGCGGCCGACUCAUCAGACACGUCCUCCUACCACACGGAGCGGUGUAUUGAGACGCAGCAGCAGUUCUGCUCCUGUUGCCGCUCGGUCCAGCAACACGACUGUCAGUCGAAGGUCAUCAACGACUGCAAUCAGUGAUCCUUCUAAGCUCGCACCAGCAGCAGCCACGAAUAUUGGCAAUGUCACUGAUCACCGUACUGCAGCUGCUCAUGAAGACUAUGCAGCUGAUCAUCACAAUACUGCUGUUCAUGACAACGAUGUCGCUGAUCUAGAUGCUGCAGCUAUCCAUGAAGAGAGUGUCGCUGAUCAUUCGAGUACUGCUGUUUAUGAAAAGGAUGUCGCUGAUCAAGUUGCUGCAGUUAUUCACGAAGACAUUGUCGCUGAUCAUCUCACUGCUGCUGUUCAUGACGAGGAUGUCGCUGAUCACGUUGCUCCAGCUAUCCAUGCAGUGAGUGUCGCUGAUCACUCGACUGCUGCUGCUCAUGACGAGGAUCCCCCUGAUCACCAUACUGCACCGAUUCAUGUGGAGGAUAUCGCUGAUCACGUUUCUGCUGCUAUCCAUGAAGAGAAUGUCGCUGAUCGUCUCAGUGCUGCUGUUUAUGACAGCGAUGUCACUGACCACGUUGCUGCAGCAAUCCCAGACGAGACUGUCGCUGAUUAUCUGACUGCUGCUGUUCAUGACGAGGAUCUCCCUGAUCAUCUUAUUGCUAUUGAUUCUCACAGUGUGAAGGCAACUGAUUUGGACACGAAGGUGGUGACACGACAUGCAUCCAAUCAUGAGGAAGCAACAAACGAAGUGACGCGAUAUGUUUUCCAGCGAAGGGAUAGUGCUGGAUGUUGUGCAGGUAGCAACGCUGGUCCAGGGAGGCACAUCUUGACCAUGACGAAGCAGCUCAUCAAGAAGACCCUGGAAGUAAAAGUGGAGUCUUGUUGGGAUGUUGAUGCUCAAGACCGUGAUAACCCGCUUGCCGAGACAACUUACGUCGCUGACAUUUACCACCAUUACAAGAUGACAGAGAAGGAGGGAAUGGUUUGCUCCACUUACAUGUCUGCACAAUCCGAAAUUAAUAGUCAGAUUCGAGGCGUUGUGCUCGAUUGGGUGGUUCAGGUCCAUGAAUCCUUUAAUCUGAUGCCUGAAACUCUGUUUUUGGCUGUCAACAUCUUUGAUCGAUAUCUUGCUGCCACUCAUGUACCCAAGGAACACAUUCAGCUGGUUGGAGCAGCUUGCAUUUUAAUUGCUGCGAAAUACGAGGAGAUUUACACUCCUCUUGUUGCUGACUUCGAAUAUAUUGGAGAUGGCGCCUAUACGCGAGGACAGAUGCUCAUGAUGGAGAAGCAGAUAUUGAACAAGAUCUCGUUCAAGCUUAGCAUCCCAACAUGCUACAUGUUUGCUGCUCGUUACCUUAAUUUCGCCAAGGCUGCAGCUGAGGCCACCACGGCUUCAGAUGUAGCUUCAAAUGGGUGGAGCAUCGAAGUUUCAAAGGGAACCAGCAGUCGGGUGCAUGCCUUUGCAUGGUACCUUCUGGAGCUGACCAUUCCAGAGAUCAGCAUGGUGCAAUUCAGUCCGUCCCAUCUUGCUGCAGCAGCAGUAUACACUGCUCUGCUUGGAGCCUAUCAAAAGGGGAAGGCAGCCAAGUCAGCUGGUUCAGAGAGCAACCAGACCAUCAUGCACCGUAGGCCAACCAAUGAAGGUGAAAUCUGGGGAUCACGCAUGGCUGACUUGACUGGUUAUGAAGACCAGGAGCUGUGGCACUGUGUGGGGCUGUUGCUGGAGUUAUACAAGACAGCUUUGUCGAGUCGCCAUGGUGCGGUGUAUGAGAAGUACCAAGGGAAGAAGUUUCUGGAAGCUGCCACCUAUCCAGCACCACUGUCAGAGACGUGA
Messenger RNA from Closterium sp. Yama58-4, 2034 nucleotides. NCBI's taxonomy places the organism in Eukaryota, Viridiplantae, Streptophyta, Zygnematophyceae, Desmidiales, Closteriaceae. The record is from the annotation of a GenBank genome assembly.